Molecule: messenger RNA, 1388 nt
Organism: Brassica napus (rape)
Lineage: Eukaryota; Viridiplantae; Streptophyta; Magnoliopsida; Brassicales; Brassicaceae
Product: anther-specific protein BCP1-like
Exons: 1
Coding region: 91-447 (118 amino acids)
Source: RefSeq, a predicted model, not a curated record
AACUAAAAACCGUAGAUAAAUAAAGGAAAAUACCUCCCAUUAAACAUUUGUAAAAAAAGGUUUUUUGGGGAUUAUUAACUAACUAACAUAAUGGCGCGCCUUCACGUAGCUCUCCUUCUUCUCUUCAUUGCCGUCUCCACCGCCAUCGUAUCAGCUACCGAUAAACCGUCGGUAACCACUGCUGGACCUCCAACCUCAACAACUCCGACCAGUGGAGAUGUCGAGGCAGCAGAGGCUCCAGGAGACGACAACGCCAUCGGAACAACCGACGAUGAUGCACCUGGUACUCCCGGAGAUGAUGAUGUGGCAGUCGCCGGACCUAUCGGAAGCGAAACUUCGUACGCAAACUAUCCGCCGCCUCAGCAAACUUCCGGCAGUGGCGUCACCGCUAUGAUUGGAUUCGUUUCUGUCGCUGCUACGACGGUUGGAUCGUUCUUCUUUUUCUGAGGUGUGAUUGGUGCAUGUAAUUUUAAGAAAUUAAUAAUGUUUUCAAUGAAUGUUUUGUAAUACUUUUUCUUGUAGAUGUAUCAUGUAUAAGCAUUUUGCUUGUCCCUUCAUGUAUAACAUUGGGACGGUACAUAUCAUUACAACAUUAAAACUUCGUGUAUGUGAUUCUCAUAUAUAUGGUUUAUUGUGUAUAAUACCCUUUACGUGUAACCUAACGACAAUAGUUACCUUUCAAGUAGGUAAACACUAAAUACUAAACAGGUAAAGAGACGAUGAGAAAUAAUGAAAGAAACAAAAAAUUAAAACUUUGCUUCGUAUAUUUUAGUUACAUGCCAUUUUGCCAAAAACAAAAAUUCAUAUGAAAAACGUCGUUUCUCUACUUCCAGAAAGCUUGAUGCUAUGUUACCACUUCUUCAAGAUCAUAAAGCUACUGAUUUGGUGAAACUGAGUUAUCUUUUUAAAAAAAAUUAUAUUUAUUUGACCCGAUAAGUCAAGGGUUCAGAACCGAUUAACAAACCGAUUUAAACAAAAAAUUUCAAAUCAAUUUAUUACAUCAUAGUUUCGCCCACCCACUAAAGUGACGCGUUGGAAUAGGUUGUUCUCAAUCAUCGACAAAUAUCACAGAAAAGUGAGGUUCUUCUCGUUGCCGAAACUUUUCAUGGCUUCUCCGGAGUAAUAACUAGCUUCCGAUGAAUUCCCCGGAAACUGAGUUAUCUUCUUUUUCAAAUCUAUUAUGAUUUGCCUAACCAGUUUGAUGGAUAUUUUGGUUUUGUGGGCCGGGGGACGGGGCGUUGUUCCGAUUUGGUUAUCAAUUUCAGUUUGGAUAAUAUGAUUGGUUUUGUAAAACUAUGGAGGUGAUUGGUAGUUGCUGUAGGUGCUGUACACAUCUCUAUUUAUUUUUACAGCACUAAAUUUAGAGCAAUCAAACUUUAAUUUUUUUU